Hevea brasiliensis (rubber tree) is the source of this 1320-nucleotide messenger RNA. RefSeq names its product peroxidase 3. Gene Ontology annotation, molecular function: heme binding; peroxidase activity. Bases 227 to 1198 code for a protein of 323 amino acids. Gene Ontology annotation, biological process: hydrogen peroxide catabolic process; response to oxidative stress. The record is from RefSeq and is a predicted model, not a curated record. Lineage: Eukaryota; Viridiplantae; Streptophyta; Magnoliopsida; Malpighiales; Euphorbiaceae. Gene Ontology annotation, cellular component: plasmodesma; plant-type cell wall. The transcript is spliced from 4 exons.
UUAUAUAAAUACGAAAACCAAGUUUCAACUUCAGCCCCCCUUAGAUUAUAUGUCGAAUAUGCAUUGAUUAUCUGGAGUUCAGAUACAAAGAUUCCAUUACACGAGUAUAAAAGGAACAAGGAGUUGGUACCACUGCAUUGUAGAUCGAUAUACAAUUUGAAUCACGAUUGCUUUCGUAUACUAGAAGAAGCUGAAUUUGAGAAUUAAUCACUCAAAAGUCUUAAACAUGAAGACCCUUUUACUCUUUGUUUGGGUGGUUGUUUUGAGUGUGAUUGGGGUUUGUCAAGGAGGUGGUUUGAGGAAGCAAUUCUACAAGAAAUCCUGUCCUCAAGCAAAGGAUAUUGUCAGAAGUGUGACCUGGAGCCACGUCUCAAGCAACCCCAUCUUGCCUGCAAAGCUUUUAAGAAUGCAUUUUCAUGACUGUUUUGUUAGGGGUUGCGAUGGCUCCAUUUUACUAAAUUCCACUGCAAAUAGCACUGCGGAGAAAGAUGCAAUUCCAAACCUAUCUUUGGCAGGAUUUGAUGUUAUUGAUGCCAUAAAAUCAGAUAUAGAGAAGGCGUGUCCAGGAGUUGUAUCUUGUGCUGACAUCUUGGCCUUGGCUGCUAGGGACUCGGUUUCCUUCCAAUUCCAAAAACCAAUGUGGGAAGUGCUUACUGGCAGAAGAGACGGCAAUGUUUCAUUAGCUUCCGAUGUCUUUUCUAACAUUCCUUCGCCCUUCUUCAACUUCUCCUCCCUUUUGCAAAAUUUCAACAGCAAGGGUCUCAACGUCCAUGAUCUAGUUGUACUAUCAGGUGGACACACCAUUGGCGUAGGCCACUGCAAUCUCUUCAGCAACAGGCUCUACAAUUUCACAGGCAAAGGCGACCAAGACCCUUCCCUGAACUCCACCUACGCAGCUUUUUUGAAGACCAAAUGUCAAAGUCUUAGUGACACGACCACCACUGUAGAGAUGGAUCCUGGCAGCUCUUUAAACUUCGAUAGUCAUUACUUUGUUAUCCUUAACCAGCACAAGGGUCUAUUCCAAUCCGAUGCAGCCCUUCUAACAAACAAGAUCGCAAGCAAUAUUGCUGGAGAGUUGGUUGACUCGCGAGUUUUCUUCACAGAGUUUGCAGAGUCAAUGAAGAGGUUGGGAGCCAUUCAGGUUCUUACUGGCACUGAAGGGGAGAUAAGGAACAAGUGCAGUGUGGUCAAUUCCUGAGAGAUUCCUUCUGCCUGCCUGCGUUUUCUUCAAUUUUAUAUAUAAUUCAAAAUGUCGUUAUAUUUUUAUUAAGUUACCAACGCUAAAUUUUAUUGUAACAAGGUCCUUAUAAAUAUAAUUUU